Messenger RNA from Thlaspi arvense, 351 nucleotides. Lineage: Eukaryota; Viridiplantae; Streptophyta; Magnoliopsida; Brassicales; Brassicaceae. The record is from the annotation of a GenBank genome assembly.
AUGAGGAUGGUGAUGCAAGACAAGCAACCGGAGACCAAAGAAGAAAACCUUGAAGGUCGUGAGGAUAAACGAAUAUCUAGAGAUAAUGAAAUCAGGACACUUAAGGAAGAGCUGGAAAAUGCGAAGAAGAAGAUGGAUGAGCUUCAGAACGAUUACAAUGAGCUUCAACAAGAGUACGAAAAGCUAAGUAGUAGCAAGCAGAAGAGCACACACAACUGGGGAUCGCGUUGGCAAAAAAUGAAGAAAUCAUUCCACAUAAAACGCGAAGACGAUGAAACAAGAGACAGGCCGCAAAGACAAAGCUCCACGGGACCAAGAACCAGCUUCAGGAGAAGAGUGUCCAUGUCAUAA